Molecule: messenger RNA, 1709 nt
Organism: Triticum aestivum (bread wheat)
Lineage: Eukaryota; Viridiplantae; Streptophyta; Magnoliopsida; Poales; Poaceae
Exons: 2
Coding region: 180-830 (216 amino acids)
Source: RefSeq, a predicted model, not a curated record
CACAUGAGACCGGCCCAGCCAACGUUGAGUUUGCAUAACCCUAACCUAGAAGUGUCGUUUCUCCUUCGGCCGCCGCCGCCUGUUGUUCCCCUUCCCUGUUCAUCGUCCGUCUCCAACUGAUCCGCCCGGCGAUCGUCAGAUCCAUCUGAGAAAAUCCGCUCCAGUUAAAUCCAAUCCAGAUGGAGCUAGCUAGGAUGGAUCCACCCGGCGUCGAGCUCCCCAAGAGCUGCCUCCUCGCUAUCAAGCCUGUGGUCGCCGAUUCAACCAACGCCACCACCGCCACCCACCAGACGGAGCACCCGGAUGACUCUCGCGAGAUCUCCAUUCAGGUCAGCUUGUUCGUCCACCGCCCGCCUCUUAUCUCCUACGUCGUUGUCUGGUCCACCGACGCCCGUGUCACCGAGGAGCCCUUCAUCCACGGCACUCACGGCGGGCUCAUCCUCCUUAGCAUGGACAUAAGCAUGGAGGAAUGUCCGCUCCGCGAAUACUACAUCUACCAGCCCGGCUGCGGCCACGGCGGCGCUGGCACUCCGUCGCUCAAUCUGGUCCCGCAACUCAGGUGCUUGGUCGGCCAACCCUGUGCGGUCGGCCUCCUGUCACAUGGCGACGGCGGAGACUACUAUGUCGCGUUACUAACUAUGCAGAGGAAAGGAGAGUUUGAGCUCUCCCUCUUCUGCUCCAAGAUGGAAACUUGGACCGUCAAGAAGCCCGUCUUGUCACCGGAGGACCAAGCAGCCUUCUUACUGGAUGACGGAGGCUUUGAGCCGAACAAGGUUAUCGCCGUUGGUGCAGUGUCAUGGCAUUCGUUGACUUGUUUAAAGGCAUCCUAAUCGGCGAUGUCCUCGAAGGUAGCCCCCAGUUCCUCUACAUUCCGCUGCCAGCAACAACAGAGAUCAGUCAACCAUGGACCAAUUACCCCUUGUAUACUCGCGACGUUAGCAUCGACAUGUCGUCCGGCCACAUCCGCAUCAAGUUCAUUGAGCUGGUUUGUCCUUUGCACUUGCCGGCUUGGGCUGCUACCACAUGGAGUACUACCACUACAGCUACAAGUCCUUGGCUCCGACUCGAGGAGUGGGACACUCACACUAUUCUCGAGGCUAGACAACUUUCGGUGGGUGACGGUGUCAACACUGCUGGGCUGCUGCCUGAGGCUUUGCAGUCUGAGGGCAAACCAGAUUUUGGGCUUCUCUUCAUUAACUUGCCAAUGUUAAGCUUACACGAAGACAACAUCGUCUGCUUCUUAGCCAAGCAGCAUUACUUAAAUAAGCAAGCGUGGGUGAUUGCUGUCGACACGGUGACGAAGAAGCUGCUAGGAGUCCAUCCUUUUCAGAUGGGAAGAUUCACAACACUGUUCUACAGCACCAUCUCUAGCCAUCUCAAUAUAAGUGCUGCAGCUUCAGGUGCAAAGGGGGACCUGGAAUGGCUAGGAACGCACCGUGAACAGCAAGGCGGCGUGGGAGCUUAUGAUGCGGAUGACAAGGAGCUGGAACAUGUGAAGCCAUGUCUGAUUUAGUUUAACACUGAUGAAUGCCUACAUCGAUUUGCAUUGUGUUUGUCAAAGUUUGAUUGUGAGAGUUUUAUUAACAUAUUGGUGUGCACUGAUCCAGGAUUGUUGUUAUAUGGAAGAAAAACCACUGACAUUGUGUUUGUCCAUUUUUUAUGUAUUAAGAGGUUUCAGUACCCAUAUAGGAGUGCAUUAUUAGCUCGUA